GAGCACAAAACUGUUAUUAUGUACUUAAAAGUGCGGUCAAUAAGAUUAGACCAUUGAUCUUCAUUUGGAAAGGUAGCUUGCAAGUCACAUGCCAUAUGCUGAUAUAUACCAUAUCCUAGCUGGCUAGCCUACCCAACUUAAAAUCUUCAUUGGCCAUCUACUAAACGUAUAUAUACAUACAAAAUUCUAUAUGCUGCAGAUAAUGAAUGGAAAGUUCGUUCACUUUUAUGAUCAAAGUAACCACUCACUUUCCACCCCCAUCCUUCAAUUUGAAAAACAAGUAGAUUCUUGACUUUAAGGUGGAGCUACACUUUGCUGGACCAAACCAAUUCUGCCCCCCAGUCUACCAUUCCAUAUAAGCUGCUUGAAACAUAAAUAUGCAGCUGAAGCAAAGACAAAAAACUUCCAACAUUUUCAACAAUGACGAGUCUCUGCAUUCUGCUCCUCUUGGCCCUCUCCGGCGCCAUGGCCAUGGCUGCCUCUCCCUCCAUCGUCAAGUUUCUGCCCGGCUUCGAUGGGGAGCUUCCCUUCAAGCUAGAGACAGGGUACAUUGGCGUGGGCGAGAUCGAUGAGGUGCAGCUGUUUUACUAUUUCGUCGAGUCUCAGGGGGAUCCCUCUAACGACCCUCUCAUUCUAUGGCUCACUGGUGGCCCUGGCUGUUCCGGUUUCUCUGCACUUGUUUAUGAAAUCGGUCCACUUUUGUUCAAAGUUCAGUCCUGGAAACCUGGGACAUUACCUUCUCUUAGGGCAAGCAAAAACUCAUGGACAAAGGUCGCCAACAUUAUAUUCAUAGAUCAGCCGGUGGGAACUGGAUUUUCCUAUGGCACAACAGCUGCUGCUUACAACAGCUCCGACACCGUAGCCGCGGCACAAGUCUACAAAUUUCUCAGAAAGUGGUUGAUGUACCAUCCAAAGUUUGGAGCAAACCCUCUCUACGUUGGUGGUGAUUUGUAUUCAGGCAUCACUGUUCCUCUCCUCGUUCAAACAAUACUAGAUGGCAUUGGUUCUGGCUCCCUCCCAAGGAUGCAACUCAAGGGAUACUUGCUAGGAAACCCGUUAACAGAUGAUUUCAUCGAUGCAAACUCAAAGAUUCCUUAUGCUUUUCGAGUUAAUCUGCUAUCGGAUCAACUUUAUGAGGAUGCGGAAUUGAAUUGCAACGGAGACUUCGUGAACGUAGACUUCAACAAUACUAAUUGCGUGGCAGUGCUUCAGGGAAUCAAAGAGAACCUGCAACUGAUAAACGAAGCACAGAUUUUGGAACCUGUAUGUGCUCUAGCAAAGCCGAAAGGAGAGGGGAUCCAAUGGGGGGCUGAAGAAGCUGAGUUCACGGACUCCCUCAUUUUACAAGAUAUCAUUCCUGAAUUAACUUGUCGAAGUUCCAGUUGGAUGCUGUCCUACAUAUACAUGAACGACGAAGGGGUUCAAAUGGCUCUUGGAGUCAAAGAGGGCACUAUGAACAGUACUUGGAGGCGAUGCGCGAAAAGCCUACCAUUUUACGAAGAAGACGUGUCGAGCACAGUUGCUUACCAUAAAAAUUUCACUAGGACAGCUCUGAGAGCUCUAAUCUACAGUGGUGAUCAAGCCCUGUCCAUUCCAUACCUUGGUACCUUGGAGUGGAUUAACUCUCUCGGAGUCCCCAUUUUUGACACAUGGCGUCCAUGGUUUGUGGAUGGCCAAGUUGCUGGGUACACACAGAAGUACGAGAAGAAUAGCUAUUCUUUGACCUUUGCAACCGUUAAGGGAGCUGGAGAAACUGCACCGGAAUACAAACGAAAAGAGGCUCUAGCCAUGGUUAAUCGAUGGUUUGCAGGCUAUCCCGUGUAAUUUGAGGAGAGUUGUUUUGUCUUGAAAUUAUUAUUAUGAAGCAUAAUUUAAUUUGGUUGAGACAUUAAUGUGUGUGAAAGAGAGAGAGAGAGAGAAGAAAGAGAGAGAGAGAGCUAGUAAUUGUUAUCUGUAGAUGAAAUAAUAGGGGGACCUGGCCGGGCCUGUAGAUGUAUGUAUGUUUGCAGGCAGCAGUAACUUUGAAGUUUGAGGUGCUAGCUAGUUAGUACUAGUAGGCUAGUAGCUAGCUAUUUAUCACAUUAAUUGAUGUUGUACUACUGCUACUAGUGCUGCUCUUCCUUCCACAAAUGAAUGAAUGAAUCCAUCAAUCAA
Diospyros lotus (date-plum) is the source of this 2154-nucleotide messenger RNA. Its product is annotated as serine carboxypeptidase-like 18. The transcript has 12 exons. The record is from RefSeq and is a predicted model, not a curated record. NCBI's taxonomy places the organism in Eukaryota, Viridiplantae, Streptophyta, Magnoliopsida, Ericales, Ebenaceae. Bases 421 to 1824 code for a protein of 467 amino acids. Gene Ontology annotation, biological process: secondary metabolic process; proteolysis. Gene Ontology annotation, molecular function: serine-type carboxypeptidase activity; acyltransferase activity, transferring groups other than amino-acyl groups.